GCAGACGUCCGAUCCAUUUGAAAUCGGAAGUCUGGCAGCGAAUGAGCAAGGCAAGGCAUCUCCGUUUAUGGGUGGGCAUUAUAUUUUUUCAUCACCAAAACAGGAAGUGACCUGGCAGUGACCCAAAAACAACUGAAGUAACCACAAAUCAAUAGGAAGUGAGCCAAAAAUGCACUGAAGUAUCUUCCUGUUCGUUUUUGCUCACUUCCUAUUGGUUUUGGGUAACUUCCUGUUGAUUUGGGGAAAAUGCGAGCUGCUUUUGGGUCACUUCCUGCUGAUUUUUGGGCAUUUCCGGCUCACUUCCUUUUGAUUUUGGUUGACUUCCUGUUGAUUUGGGAAAAAUGCGGGCUUCAUUUGGUCAUUUCCUGAUUUAUGGGUCACUUCCUGUUCAUUUCAAGGUGCAUUCCUUUUGAUUUUCAGUCACUUCCUGUUAACUUUUAGACAUUUCCGGGUCACUUCCUGUUGAUUUUGGGGCAAUUCGAGGUGCUUUUGGGUCACUUGUUGAUUUGGGGACAUUCCUAGGUGACUUCCUUUACAUUUUGGGUCACUCCCUGUUCAUUAUGGGGCAUUUCCGGGUCAUUUCCUGUUGAUUUUUGGGCAUUUCCGGGUCACUUCUCAUUGAUUUUAAGGCAAUUUUUGUUGCUUUUGGGUCACUUCCCAUUGAUUUUGGGGGUUUACGUGAUGACACACUGUAUAUUUUGGGUCACUUCCUGGUGAUUUUGGGGCAUUUCCUGGUCACUUCCUGUUCCUUGGACACUUUGUUGAUUUUAGGGCAUUUCCACUUCACUUUCUAUUCAUUUGAUGUCGCUUUUUGUUGAGUUUGGGGCAUUUCCAGGUCACUUCUUGAGGAUUCUGGGUCACUUCCUGUUGAUUUUGAGCAUUUUCACAUCACUUUCUAUUCAUUUGGUGUCACUUCCUGUUGAUUUUGGGGCAUUUCCGGGUCACUUCUUGAAGAUUUUUGGGUCACUUCCUGUUAUUUAGUCACUUCCUGUUGGAUUUUGAGCAUUUCCACAUCACUUCCUAUUCAUUUGGUCUCACUUCCUGUUGAUUUUGGGGCAAUUCGCGGUGCUUUUGGGUCACUUGUUGAUUUGGGGACAUUCCUAAGUGACUUCCUUUACAUUGUGGGUCACUUCCUGUUCAUUUUGGGGCAUGUCUGGGUCACUUCCUGUUGAUUUUUUUUUUUGGCAUUUCCGGGUCACUUCCUGUUCUUUAAACACUUCCUGUUGAUUUUGGGGCAUUGCGUGGUGACACACUGUAGAUUUUUGGUCACUUCCUGUUGAUUUGGGGGCAUUUCCACAUAACUUCCUAUUCAUUUGGUGUCACUUCCUGUUGAUAUUGGGGCAUUUCCAGGUCACUUCGUGCUCUUUAGUCACUUCCUUUUGAUUUUAGGUCACUUCCUCUUGGUUUUGGAACAUUCCAGUCAUUCUUCCUGUUGAUUUUGGGCCACUUCCUGUUGUUUUGGGGCAUUUCUGAGUCACUUCCAUUUAAUUCGGGUCACUUAUUCGCUUAUUGAUUUUGGGUUAUUUGUGGAAAAUGCGAGCUUCAUUAGAUCACUUCCUGAUUUAUGGGCACUCAUGGGUCACUUCCUGUUCAUUUCAGGGUGCAUUCAGGUGACUUCCUUUUGAUUUUCAGUCACUUCCUGUUAACUUUUGGGCAUAUCUGGGUCACUUCUUGUUGAUUUUGGGGCAAUUCAAGGUGCUUUUGGGUCACUUCCUGUUGAUUUGGGGGCAUGUCUGGGUCACUCCCUGUUGAUUUUUUUGGGCAUUUCUGGGUCACUUCCUGUUCUUUAAACACUUCCUGUUGAUUUUGGGGCAUUGUGUGGUGACACACUGUAGAUUUUGGGUCACUUCCUGAUGAUUUUGGGACAUUUUGAGCUUCUUUUGGGUCACUUCCUGUUGAUUUGGGGGCAUUUCCACAUCACUUCCUAUUCAUUUGGUGUCACUUCCUGUUGAUGUUGGUGCAUUUCUGGGACACGUCUUGAGGAUUUUGGGUCACUUCCUCUUGGUAUUGGGGCAUUUCUGGAUCACUUCCUAUUGAUUUUAGCUCACUUCCUGUUUCUUUUGGGGUAUUUCCAGGUCACGUCCUGCUCUUUAGUCACUUCCUUUUGAUUUUGGGUCACUUCCUCUUGGUUUUGGAACAUUCCAGUCAUUCUUCCUGUUGAUUUUUGGCCACUUCCUGUUGUUUUGGAGCAUUUCUGAGUCACUUCCAUUUAAUUCGGGGUCACUUCCCGUUGAUUUGUGGGCAUUCCUGAGUCACUUCCUUUUUAUUUUGGGGCAUAUUCAUGUCACUUCCUUUAGAUUUUCAGUCAAUUCCAUCUCGCUUAUUGAUUUUGGGUGAUUUGGGGAAAAUGCGAGCUUCAUUAGAUCACUUCCUGAUCCAACUCGAGGUGCUUUUGGGUCACUUCCUGUUGAUAUGGGGGCAUGUCUGGGUCUAUUCCUGUUGAUUUUUUUGGGGGGGGGCAUUUCCGGGUCACUUCCUGUUCUUUAAACACUUCCUGUUUAUUUUGUGGCAUUUCCUGGUCACUUCCAGUUGAUUUUGGGGCAUUGCGUGGCGACUGUAGAUUUUGGGUCACUUCCUGAUGAUUUUGGGACAAUUUGAGAUGUUUUUGGGUCACUUCCUGUUGAUUUGGGGGGAUUUCCACAUCACUUCCUAUUCAUUUGGUGUCACUUCCUGUUGAUGUUGGAGCAUUUCUGGGACACUUCUUGAGGAUUUUGGGUUACUUCCUCUUAGUAUUGGGGCCUUUCUGGGUCACUUCCUAUUGAUUUUAGCUCACUUCCUGUUUCUUUUGGGGUAUUUCCAGGUCACUUCCUGCUCUUUAGUCACUUCCUUUUGAUUUUGGGUCACUCCCUCUUGGUUUUGGAACAUUCCAGUCAUUCUUCCUGUUGAUUUUGGGCAUUUCUGAGUCACUUCCAUUUAAUUCGGGGUUACUUCCCGUUGAUUUGUGGGCAUUCCUGAGUCACUUCCUGUUUAUUUUGGGGCAUAUUCAUGUCACUUCCUUUAGAUUUUCAGUCAAUUCCAUCUUGCUUAUUGAUUUUGGGUGAUUUGGGGAAAAUGUGAGCUUCAUUAGAUCACUUCCUGAUUUAUGGGCACUCAUGGGUCACUUCCUGUUCAUUUCAAGGUGCAUUCAGGUCACUUCCUUUUGAUUUUCAGUCACUUCCUGUUAACAUUUGGGCAUUUCUGGGUCACUUCCUGUUGAUUUGGGGGCAAUUCGAGGUGCUUUUGGGUCACUUCCUGUUGAUUUUUUGGGGGGCAUUUCUGGGUCACUUCCUGUUCUUUAAACACUUCCUGUUGAUUUUGGGGCAUUGCGUGGUGACUGUAGAUUUUGGGUCACAUCCUGUUGAUUUUGGGACAAUUUUAGGUGUUUUUGGGUCACUUCCUGUUGAUUUGGGGGGAUUUCCACAUCACUUCCUAUUCAUUUGGUGUCACUUCCUGUUGAUGUUGGGGCAUUUCUGGGACACUUCUUGAGGAUUUUGGGUCACUUCCUCUUGGUAUUGGGGCAUUUCUGGGUCACUUCCAUUUACUUCGGGGUCACUUCCCCUUGAUUUGUGGGCAUUCCUGAGUCACUUCCUGUUUAUUUUGGGGCAUAUUCAUGUCACUUCCUUUAGAUUUUCAGUCACUUCCAUCUUGCUUCUUGAUUUUGGGUGAUUUGGGGAAAAUGCGAGCUUCAUUAGAUCACUUCCUGAUCCAAUUCGAGGUGCUUUUGGGUCACUUCCUGUUGAUAUGGGGGCAUGUCUGGGUCACUUCCUGUUGAUUUUUUUUUUUUUGCAUAUCCGGGUCACUUCCUGUUCCUUAAACACUUUCUGUUGAUUUUGGAGCAAUUCGAGGUGCUUUUGGGCCAUUUUUUGUUGAUUUGGGGGCAUUCCUGGGUAACUUCCUGUCCAUUUUGGGGAACAUUGCGUUGAUAUUUGUGCAUUUCUGGGUCGCUUCCUGAAGAUUUGGGGGCAAUUAGUUGUUUUUGGGUCACUUCCUCUUGAUGUAGGGGCAUUCCUGGGUGACUUCCUAUUCAUUUAGGGUCGUUUCCUGUUACUUUUGGGGGACUUCCUGUUUAUUUGGGGGCAUUACUGGGUGACGUCCUGUACAUUUUGGUUCACUUCCUGUUGAUUUUGGGGUACUUUUUCCAAUGUUCCUGAAUGCAACAUCUUGCCGGUCAUGUGAAAAGUUGUCAUAGCACGAAAUGAGUGCAUUAUUUUCAUGGUGAAUUUUUCCUCAAGGCCAACGCACAGAAGCGUUUGUGUCCACAUGACACAAUGCGUGCUUUCUGCUCCCCAUUGCUAAUCAAUGAAAUAGGUCAAAAAUGACAUUCUGCAGUAUCAUCGUCAGUGGCGUUUGAUAUCGUUAUUGACUCGAUCGGUGGCGAUGGUGGACGUCCGUUGCCGUUUAUGGGUCACUUUCUGUUGAUUUUGGGGAAUUGUUGCAUCACUUCCUGUUUUUGGGACAUUUGCGGGUCACUUAAGCAACAAACUGAGCUUUUUUGUUCAAAAAUAAAGGAACAUUUGGCAAACUUUGAAAUAAAUUGAAAGUCCUCGGUUGUAUUGUUUUGGUCCGAGAGGACCACCACGAGGGUUUUUUUUGUUAUUGUUGCUAUUCCGGUCGGGAACGCGGAAGCGUCGGAUCUCGUGACGCAGCGGAACUGAGCGCCGCCUUGUCUUCUCCUCGCCGCCCGAGGACGCGAGGCCGGGGCGGCGUCACCGCGUCCAUAAAAAGACGGAGAGGGUCAGACCUUCGGGACUGACUCUGCGAUGGAGGAGCUGAGCCCCAGAGAGCGAGAACUUUUGAAGAUCCGGCGGGACAGCGACAGCAAGGCGGCGCAGCUGCUGAAGAUGGAGAAGCUGAUGCAGCAGACCAAAGACUUGAUGGACAAGCGGCAAGAGCCCGACAAGCUCCAGGACAAUUUGGUGGAGGACCUGGAGGAGAAAGUGCGAUCGAGCCGGCGUCACCGUCGCAAUUCGCUGCAUCACACGCAGAUGCUGGAGAGUCAAAUGAAGACGGUGAAGGGCGAGCUGGAGGGGACGCUGGACCACCUCCAGGAGCUGCGCAACGUCCUGCGCCGCUCGCAGCAGAAAGCCGAAGAGCGCAAGGCCGCCAUGGAGAAGCUGGCCGCGGGACUCAGGUGAACGUUACCGUAGACGUCGAAAUACGUUCCGACCGGGGACGAAAGGACAGCGUGGAAUUUUGGCCGACGAUUCGUCUGGUGCCGUCCACGGGAGA
Molecule: messenger RNA, 5208 nt
Organism: Corythoichthys intestinalis (scribbled pipefish)
Lineage: Eukaryota; Metazoa; Chordata; Actinopteri; Syngnathiformes; Syngnathidae
Exons: 2
Coding region: 4740-5114 (124 amino acids)
Source: RefSeq, a predicted model, not a curated record